CUCUUAUGUCAUCUUGACAUCGAAUAAAAAAAAAAACCGAAUCAAAAUUUUUCAUUUCUGAUGGUGUGCUAUUUUGAAAAUCUAUUUUUGUAAAUAAAAUUUUAAAAAAUUACAAAAUGAAAAGCAUGCAAUCACUUGCUAAGAUUCCACACCAAAGUUAUUUGGUAAAUUCAAUAAUUGGCAGAAACAGCUUAAGAUUCUUUGCAACUGCAACCAAAGACGAUGAUGAACUUAUCGAAGUCCCAGACAAACCUCCAUCGUUUGCCGAAGAAGAAUUCGAAGAACCAAAACCAGAAAGUUUCUUCAACAAAUCCGGUCUGCUAGUACAACACCGAAAAUUCCUACACAAUGAAAAACCCUACACCGAACCACAUUCAUGGAUCCAUCUGACAGAGAAAUACCAACGCAAACAAAUCGGUCGCUAUGGUUUGGCUAGCGGUGUGGAUCCUAGAAUUUGUUUCCCAACUAAAAAGGAUCUUGAAGCUCAAAAACGAUAUGAACAAGUUGCUUUUCCUUACACAUUGCAAGAGCUUAUUGCCAAGUCUAAAAACGAAGAGAAACUAGCUAAAGAACAAAUCCAAAAACGAGAAGAAGAAAUCACAAAGAAACUAGAAAAACUAGAACAAUGGAAGGCAGAUUUGAAUGCCAAGGUUGCCAAGAAAGAAGCUGAUGCAUUGGCUGCAAAACAACGAAAGGAACGUCUGGUCGAAGAGGUACGUCGACACUUUGGCUUCAAAGUGGAUCCUCGUGAUGAACGAUUCAAGGAAAUGCUCGAGCAGAAAGAAAAGGAAGAUCGCAAGAAGCAAAAGGAAGCCAAACGCAAGGCCAAGGAGGAGAAGAUGAUGGCUAAAUUGAUUUCGAAACCAGCUGGCAAAGGAAUCGUCAAAGACGAUUCAGUCAAGCAAAACUAAAGAACAAAUUGUUAAAAAACUCAAAUAAAAAUCAAAAAAGUUGUUAGUA
This is a messenger RNA of Episyrphus balteatus (marmalade hoverfly), 960 nucleotides long. It is a transcript of the gene CRIF, whose product is annotated as growth arrest and DNA damage-inducible proteins-interacting protein 1. Gene Ontology annotation, cellular component: nucleus. The record is from RefSeq and is a predicted model, not a curated record. Lineage: Eukaryota; Metazoa; Arthropoda; Insecta; Diptera; Syrphidae. The coding region runs from base 117 to 911 and encodes 264 amino acids. The transcript has a single exon.